Molecule: messenger RNA, 927 nt
Organism: Pseudomassariella vexata
Lineage: Eukaryota; Fungi; Ascomycota; Sordariomycetes; Amphisphaeriales; Pseudomassariaceae
Product: cell division control protein 2
Exons: 3
Coding region: 1-927 (308 amino acids)
Biological process (GO): regulation of gene expression; G1/S transition of mitotic cell cycle; protein phosphorylation
Cellular component (GO): nucleus; cyclin-dependent protein kinase holoenzyme complex; cytoplasm
Molecular function (GO): cyclin binding; ATP binding; cyclin-dependent protein serine/threonine kinase activity
Source: RefSeq, a predicted model, not a curated record
AUGGAUAACUUUCAGAAGCUAGAAAAGCUCGGGGAGGGUACCUAUGGCGUCGUAUACAAAGCCCGCGAUCUCGCCAACGGCGGCCGCAUAGUCGCGCUGAAAAAGAUCCGCCUCGAGACCGAAGACGAGGGCGUGCCCAGCACGGCCAUCCGCGAGAUCUCACUGCUCAAGGAGAUGAAGCACCCCAACAUCAUGCGCCUCUUCAACAUUGUGCACGCCGACGGCCACAAUCUCUACCUCGUGUGCGAGUUCCUCGACCUCGACCUCAAGAAGUACAUGGAGACUCUUCCUGUCAGCGAUGGUGGAAGGGGCAAGGCCCUACCUGAGGGCUCGAGCGAAUCAUUGGGCCGCCUCGGACUAGGAGAUGCUAUGGUCAAGAAGUUCAUGUGGCAACUCUGCUCCGGCGUUCGCUACUGCCAUAGCCACCGUGUGCUCCACCGCGAUUUGAAGCCUCAGAACCUGUUGAUCGAUCGUGACGGCAACCUGAAGCUAGCAGAUUUUGGCCUGGCCCGUGCUUUUGGUGUACCGCUGCGGACCUACACCCACGAAGUCGUCACGCUCUGGUACCGCGCACCUGAGAUUCUGCUCGGCGGUAGGCAGUACUCGACUGGUGUCGACAUGUGGUCGGUGGGCUGCAUCUUUGCCGAGAUGUGCACGCGCAAGCCCCUGUUCCCUGGUGACUCGGAGAUUGACGAGAUUUUCAAGAUUUUCCGUGCCCUAGGAACCCCCUCGGAAGAUGUCUGGCCUGGCGUCACGUCGUAUCCCGACUUUAAGUCCAGUUUCCCCAAGUGGAGAAGAGAUUAUUCUGCUGUUCUCUGCCACAACCUCGAUGACAUGGGUCUUGAGCUGCUCGAGUUCAUGCUCGUGUACGAUCCUGCGAGCCGCAUCUCUGCUAAGGCUGCCGUCAACCACCCAUACUUUGAUUGA